AUGGCUGCGCUACGGCCGCUUACUGCCAACCUGCGGCUCCGGCGUCUUCCGACAGACCUACCGCUCGGAGACAGCCGAAUUUCCACCGUCGCUGCCCACAAACUGAACAUAUAUAUUGGCACCACGCUGGGGCUGAUUCUCCAUCUUCACUGUUUCGAGGAUGCCGCCGAGUACAUGCUUAUUUUGAAUUUGCGUGUCACCGAAAAGGACGCCGCUGUCACGAAAAUCUUGCCGCUUCCGGACGUCGACUUGUGUUUGGUGGUGUGCAACAGAACCUUGUAUGUGUAUACGCUACCGGAGCUUCUGCCCUGCCAUGUGGGCAAGAUCAAGGAUGUCAACGAUGUGCUGACACUCAGCCAGGUGAAGAACCCGAAAACAAAGAACUUGUUGGACAAGGCGAUCGUGUUCACGUCCACCAGGCUCCGUGUGGUCCAGUACGUUUCUCAGUCCGUGAAGCUCCUACGAGAUAUCCCCUACAACGGCGCCGUAUUGGGCAUUUCCUCGGCUGCAGGCACGCUGGCCAACUACAGCAAUAUCUGUUUGGUUGCCAAUGGCGAAAACUACGACGUGGUCGAUAUGCAACAGACCCGCCGGAUCUCGCUAUUCGAGCAUAACCCUGAAAAAGCCCCUGGCAUCCGCCCGGCAAUCCUCCCGUUUGAUGCCGCUGGCGGCGAGGAGUACCUUCUACCGGUCCGUACCAACGAAAACAUGUCUAUGGCCAUGUUCAUCAACUCUGUGGGUGAUGUCACUCGAGGAACCUUGACCUGGAUCGAUGUAGGGUACCCUACCAACGGCAUGGCCGUGAUUUGGCCUCACGUGUUGGGUCUUUUCAAGGACGGCGACGCUCUCAAGUUGACACUGAGCUCGUUGGAGACGCUUGAGGUUGUUGACUCGCAAAAUAUAGAGGAAGUGUUUGAGGAACUCGAAUUGGGAAAGCCUGGAGACCUCCGCAUCCAGCGCACGAACGAGCCGGUCUUGUUUGCCCAUGAAGAGUUGCUGGAGUGGCUACCCAAGGUGAAUAUCGACGGCAAUGGCGGUCCAUACGUAUCUUUACAGCCUGCGCAUGUUGUGCUCCACAACGAAGACUCGCUAUUUUACAUGUACGAGGAAAGCUCGUUGUACUUGAAGUUGAAGGCUGUGCUUGAUGGCUUGGAGGAGGAAACUGAUUGGGAAAAGCAGAUUGAGGAACUUGACGACGAAGCUGGUGUGCUCAGGCUUUUGUACGUCAUUCUUUUGCUUGUGACGAAGUCCGAUAAAUUCACCGACGCUGCUCACAAUUUCGAUCCCCGAAUCUUCCUUUACCUAUUUGAAGAUCUCGACAAAGAUGUAUACGAUGGGCUAGUCUUGGAAAAAGUGGUGUGGCGAGUGCUAGAGCAUUUUCGGCCUGUCGAGGUGGGUGACGACUUCAGAUCGCUGUUUCUCAAAUCUGUCUAUUCUGAGAGUGACCGUGACCGGGCAGUUUUUGAAGCGUUGCGUCUCUUGAUUUACCAAAGGUCCACAGUCAAGCUGACAAUUGAGUUGGUGGAUUCCGAAACUGAUUUGUGGGUAUCCGAACACCCUUCCAACGAAAAGCUUCUCGGUCUCUUUGACGAAAAAGGCUGGAAUCUAGUCAGGCUCCAUGUGUUGCUUUUGCAGCAGAAGCUGUUGGAGGAAGGAACGUCGGUGGAUAACGGUGCCGAAGAAAUCACUGCUCUUGCUUUCAAGCUUCUCGAGAAGCGAGUUGAAGAAGAAGGCCUCGUUAUUCUGGAAGACGGCGUUGCCACCAAAGACGAUUAUUCCGUGGACUUGGUUGAUGUGCUCAUCACACAACUCAGGGACAAAUUCGAAGACAGCGAUCUGUACAACAAGCACCUUUUGGAGCUCCUCAAAUUAUUCCCAGACAAAGGGCUUAGGUUUCUUGAGGCCAACAAGCAUGGAAAGCACAAAGCCACGCAUAAACACAUCCUUGAAGAAUACUCCAAGCUUCACGACCUCGAUGCUGGUUUUUCCUCUUUGAAAGUGGAGUUCAUCGAACAAUCAUUCUCUGACAGUUUAAAGGAGAAAGGCGAGUUCGAUACAUCGCUAGCCAGAGAGCUUUUGGUGGAGCAACUCGAGUUUCUUCAACUGCAACAUGACUCGCUUGCAGAGGAGUAUGUCAAUCUAGACAUUCUACUCUCCACUUUCAAAGUCGAGCACGAUCUCUCCAACGGUCAUAUACCUACCAUCAAUUGGAUCGACUACUUGACAAUUCAUGGGUCUCGAAGUGAGUGCAAAGCUCUCGCCGCCAUAUACACCAAGAUAUACGAGCUCCUUCUAUGCUUGUUGCUUUACGGCGAGCAACUCCCCAAAGUAUCCUUCAAGGACAACGAUGCAAUGAACUACCUAUCCACCUUGUUCUUUCAAACAAAAAGCGACGAACGAAUUGUUGAAUGUCUCCGCCAUGGAGACCAUAGAACUGCUGAUUGGUUCGCAAUCCAUGAUCAACCACCAUUCCCUGUUGAACCCACAUACGUCUCUCAGAUAAAGCCCAGUCUUGAGGCCCGCUUCACCACUAGGCCUGAAGAAGACAUCAAAAAUAGCAUGAAGCAGAUCCUCGAGAGUUACUUGCUUUACGAGGACUCUCUUUCACGAAACGAAGGCGUGAAGCAUUUGGUGGCAGUCUUUGGAGGGUACUUCACCUUACCAGAGCUUCUCCAUCUCAUGCCAUCCGACUUGCCCCUUGCAUUCCUUUACGACUACUUGACGGACGUAUUGGUGAAGAACGAAGUCCAGAAGAUUGACUCGGACAUGAUCAAGAUCCUCCACCGGUUGGAUCUGAAACUUACAGGAAAACUAUAA
This is a messenger RNA of Candidozyma duobushaemuli, 2817 nucleotides long. Its product is annotated as CORVET complex subunit. Gene Ontology annotation, cellular component: fungal-type vacuole membrane; cytoplasm. Gene Ontology annotation, biological process: autophagy; vesicle-mediated transport; endosomal vesicle fusion. The transcript has 2 exons. Lineage: Eukaryota; Fungi; Ascomycota; Pichiomycetes; Serinales; Metschnikowiaceae. Bases 1 to 2817 code for a protein of 938 amino acids. The record is from RefSeq and is a predicted model, not a curated record.